AUGGCUCCCGCUCCAAUUGACCCACGCAUCGUCGACGUCGCUGUGCCCAAGAAGGACACUCUUGGUCUUCCCGAUCCUGCACGAGAACGCUUGGAGAAAGCUGGGAUCGAUCUCAGCGACGGCUACCCGUACCGUCCGUCUCGUCCUCUCUAUAUCGACGACGUGUACAACGUGCGGGACUAUGAUCGCCCCCACAUAGAUCCCGGCAGCCGGGCCGACCCCGAGAAGAAAGCGCUUCUAUCUGCAGCCAAGGAAGUGAUUCCAUUGACCAGGCACAUUGGAACUGAGAUCGUCGGUCUGCAGCUGAAAGAUCUGACAGACCAACAGAAGGAUGAGCUGGGUUUGCUAAUAGCCGAACGAAGCGUUGUCUUUUUCCGAGAUCAGGACAUCACCCCUCAGCAACAGAAGAAACUAGGAGAGUGGUACGGAGAGAUCGAGAUCCAUCCUCAAGUGCCCCAUGUGCCUGGCGUCCCCGGUGUGAGCGUGAUGUGGCCAGCGUUACAAGCAGCAGAGACACCAGCAAGCUUCCGUCGGCCGGGAGGGGCAUCCCGCUGGCAUAGCGAUCUCGUGCACGAAAGACAGCCCGCCGGAGUAACCCAUCUCCACAAUGACACUGUGCCGACAGUCGGUGGUGAUACGCUCUGGGCGAGUGGAUAUGCAGCAUACGAGAAGCUGUCGCCAUUGUUCCGCAAGCUGAUCGAUGGAAGAACCGCCAUUUACCGCUCAGCUCACCCAUAUCUCGACCGUAAGAACCCAGAAGCAGGGCCUAAGUAUGUGGAACGCGAGCACCCCAUUGUCCGUGUGCACCCAGCUACAGGCUGGAAGGCACUGUGGGUAAACCGUGCGAUGACGGACCGAAUCGUUGGGCUGGACAGAGCUGAAAGCGACGUGAUUCUGGGAUACCUAUACGACGUUUAUGAGAAGAACCCUGAUAUUCAAGUUCGGUUUAAGUGGAGUCCCCGCACGAGUGCUUUGUGGGAUAACCGCAUCACUAUCCAUAAUGCAAGCUGGGAUUAUGAAGGAUCCCAGCCUAGACACGGAACACGAGUAACAUCGCUAGCUGAGAAGCCAUUGUUUGAUCCUAAGGCGCCAACUCGACGAGAAGGGUUGGGACUCUUGGGGCCGGAGGAAAUCGCAGAACUGGGGAAUUUGGCUAGUCUCCUUGAAGUGAAGUGA
Molecule: messenger RNA, 1176 nt
Organism: Penicillium bovifimosum
Lineage: Eukaryota; Fungi; Ascomycota; Eurotiomycetes; Eurotiales; Aspergillaceae
Product: TauD/TfdA dioxygenase family protein
Exons: 3
Coding region: 1-1176 (391 amino acids)
Cellular component (GO): cytoplasm
Molecular function (GO): 2-oxoglutarate-dependent dioxygenase activity
Source: RefSeq, a predicted model, not a curated record